AUGCUGCAGUGGUGGUUCCUCAGUGUAGCACUGCUACGACAUUUUCAACUAGAACGGCUGCAGAGUCCAUAUCAAGCGCUGCUGAAGCUGAAACAGAUGGACUUGGUAUGGGACUACAUUGAUCAGUUCGUGCUUCACACGUGGCCCCUUCACGGAAUUGCGCCGGAAUUGCUGAAGGACCUCUUCUUGAAUGGGCUAAAACUGGAAGUGGAAAAAGAAUGUAAACUGUUUCCAUACCAGUCAGUGGACGAGUUAAUAGAACUGGCACAAAAGGUAGAAAAUCAAAAUGCUACCUUGCGAGGGGUUUUGGGACGUAGUAAACCACUGGCUCCCAGCUUCGUCGUUGCUAAUUCAACUGCCACCAAAGUGGUGCACCCUGUUACAGCGUCCAACUCUGUGUCAAGCAACAGCGUGGAGUCGACAAUGGAUCCCUUGCGACGACAACGCGGAUUGAGACAUCUCAGCAACGAGGAGUAUAAGGCUUUGAGACAAUGGGGAGAACGCUUCCUCUGUGAUGAACCGUACACUGCAGAUCACAUUUGUAAGAAUAGGGAGUUCAAGCUUUUAAUCAUGGAGCCAGACUUUGAAGCGGAUUGGUUACAUCAAGAGGCGGUUCCGGAAACAGGGGAGCUGGGACAAUCGGAACUCAAAUUUAUGAGCUUGAAUGGACAUCACAAGUCAAUCAAAGCCUGGGCAGAGAUAAAUGGCCGCCGUGUAUGCGUUCUCAUAGAUUGUGGAGCUUCAGACAACUUUGCGGCACCAAAGAUCGUCAUCGAGUUGAGCCUAAGGAUUGACAACACCCCUAAGUUCCAGGUCAGGAUAGCGGACAACAACAAUAAAGGGGGACAAGGAAGGUCUAUGGGUGUCACUCUCCAAUUCAAGGAAUUGGCGAUCAAGGAAGACUUCUUCAUCUUCCCAACUGACGAAGCGAAGUUUGUCCUGGGGUUGGCAUGGCUAGAUAAGUUAGGAGACGUCAUCAUAAACGUCAAAAAAUCAUGCCUUCGAUUUCGGAAUGAGAACAACAUUGUUACUUUGCAGGGGGACCCAAAGCUAUGCUAUGGAGGCAUGCACCUUCAAUCUGCAAUUUUGUCCAUUCAAGAAGGGGGAGAGGGAUUUAUGGUCCAACUGUGGUCUAUGACUUUGCAAGCGGCCGCUGUUUUGCAGGUGCCGCAGGUGGUGUUAACUUCUCAUGCUAAGGUGUUUCAGACGUUACCAGAGUUGCCACCACACUAUUGCCAUGAUCAUGCCAUUCCACUGAGAGAAGGAGCCGCAGCCCCGAAUAUAAGACCUUAUUGUUAUCCGCACCAUCAUAAAUCAGUGAUUGAACAAAUGGUACGAGAAAUGCUGGCCUCAGGGAUAAUUCGGCCAAGCUCUAGCCCCUCUACUAGCUUGAUAUUGUUGGCGAAGAAAAAUGACGGCAGCUGGAUAUUUUGUGUCGAUUAUAGGGCGUUAAAUGGUAUUACGGUGCCGGAUAAAUUCUCUAUCCCCGUCAUUGAUGAGCUACUCGAUGAAUUGGCAGGAGUUGCAGUUUUCUCUAAAUUGGACUUAAAAUCGAGGUACCAUCAAAUUCGGAUGAGGGAUCAAGACAUCCACAAGAGUACCUUCCGCAUUCAUGAUGGCCAUUAUGAGUUCCUAGUCAUGCCCUUCGACUUGACCAAUGCCCUAGCUCCUUCCAAACCUUGA
Molecule: messenger RNA, 1683 nt
Organism: Arachis stenosperma
Lineage: Eukaryota; Viridiplantae; Streptophyta; Magnoliopsida; Fabales; Fabaceae
Exons: 1
Coding region: 1-1683 (560 amino acids)
Source: RefSeq, a predicted model, not a curated record